Messenger RNA from Penicillium malachiteum, 4377 nucleotides. RefSeq names its product AAA family ATPase peroxin 6 (gene pex6). NCBI's taxonomy places the organism in Eukaryota, Fungi, Ascomycota, Eurotiomycetes, Eurotiales, Aspergillaceae. Gene Ontology annotation, molecular function: ATP binding; ATP hydrolysis activity. The record is from RefSeq and is a predicted model, not a curated record. Gene Ontology annotation, cellular component: cytosol; peroxisomal membrane. Gene Ontology annotation, biological process: protein import into peroxisome matrix. The transcript is spliced from 3 exons. Bases 1 to 4377 code for a protein of 1458 amino acids.
AUGGACUUCGAUCACUACGGACAAAGCUCCCAGCAGCCCAAGCAGAGGCGCAAGAGAUUAGGAAAGAGGAGACAAUGUAACAAGGCUCCAAUUUCUGCGCGUCUCUCACUAGAUCCUCAGCUGCGUGGAAAUGUUGGUGUUGUCUCCGAGGAUAUAGCGAAUGAUCUAUUCUCACAGCAGUCCCUCUUGGAUUCUGCAACGGGUGAUGGUGUACUGUAUGUCGCAGUGUCUCCGCAAACGCCCACACACACCUCCGUUGAAGACCAAGCGUGGACGAUUCUCCCCGUUCGCAUCCAGCCAGCAGCUAGAUCCCAGGGCCCCUCAUCGCAGUCGACUAUCUUGUUCCCCGAAUCGGCCGACUCGCUCCAGCCUUUCCUUCUCGCACUCGGCAAGUUGGAUUCAGCGCGCCAAUCGCUGCAGACACACCGGAGUGUCGAGAUUUGUGUUCUCGAUGUCGCCCCAUUACAUUUAGACACGGUCUUUGUCACAGUGGAGCGAAAUCUGCUGCGAAAUCACGACGAUGUACAGAAUAAGUUCGGUGGUGGAUUUACCAAUUCCGGACCGAACGGGGUGUGGCCGCGGGCGGGGAAGGGCCCGGAUAUCAAGCGAUACUCUAAAAGGGAGGCCGCCGAUGUUGAGCAACGGUUGACCGCAGCAGUGCGUGAAGCACUGGCCGCUCAACGGAUUGUUCAUGUCGGGGAUGUAUUGCCUCUUCCCCUGCCGCCACAUCCUAUCACUUAUGCGCCUGCCCCACCUGCCCGCAUCUCGUUCUGUGAGCCGGUCUCGCAGGGCCUCCUGAUGCCCGCGACGAAGAUUGUUCUUGUACAAGCUCGCCCUCAGGGAAACCGCAUCCAGCCAGCGAUUCAUCCUAGAUCUGCACUUUUAAGACAGGUCGCCGAGGAUGAAGCCGACGACACUUCUAAUGAACAAUUCUAUUCGGCGGCCGAGGAUAAGCCUGGAGAGAGUGGAACAGAAAUGGAGACAACCUCUGCUGCGGAUGAUUCUGAAACAGAAGGCUCCGUUGGAUCUGCCAGUGAUUCCUCCGAUGAUUCCCUGGAGGAUAUGAUCUCUCUCUCGGCGCCCGAGCUGCCACAGCCACCAUCAGGUGUAAUGUCUUCUCUGACGUCCGCGACUCCUCGUGCAGGUGGACGCCGGCUUGAUGGAAUUCAUACACCGGGUUCUGUCGCUUCUAAUUUUACAUCUACGACUAUGAGGCCCGGUCGUAGCGGUGGAAAGGUUUUCAAGGUGGAAGGGCUCCUACAGCAAGUCCCGAAUGAAGUUCUUCAUCCACGACCGCGAGAUGAUGAGGAUGUGGACUCUUUCGUCUUCGUGGAUAUUAGUACAUUGGCCAAGAUUGGCUGUUUCUCUGGUGAUUGGGUGCGAAUUGAAGCAGCCGAGGAGCCCCAGUUGAACAUGUUCGCAUCACUUAAGUUUGGAAGCUUCAAUGAAUCGCCCGAAGACGCUGGUGACUGGCGACCAGUCAAGGUAUUUGGUCUACCUGGACUCCCAUCACCAAAGCCUCGCUAUGCUAUCAACCACUCAGGAGAUCGUCGUUCGAGUUUCUCUCAGCGCGCACCAACUCGUUUGACACCUUCUAUCUUCGUACCACCAAUGCUCCUUGGCAACGUUGACAACCCUAAGUAUUUGCGCAUUUCACCCAUGACUUUCCCUGUCGCCAAUGGACCUGGCAAAUCUGGUCUUUUGCAACACAUGAGAAACACUGCCGCGAAGAACCCGCCUUUAGCGAAGGAGGUUACUCUGCUCAAGGUGUCCACGCCUCUUUCUAUGGAUCGGGUUCUACAGCCGGCUUUGUUUGCAGGACUUAAGCAUUAUUUUGAAUCCCGUAGGCGAAUCCUGAAGAGCGGAGAUCUCGUUGGUAUAAGCGUCGAUGAAGGUCUCGGCAGAGCUGUGUUCUCAGGAACCGCUGGUGGGGAUGCAGCAAGCCAAGAGGAUGAUAUCACUGCCAGGCUAGGCCAAGGUCAGAACUCGGACAGUUCUACGGCUCGCAAGGUUGGUGUUGCCUGGUUCCGCGUUGGACAGGUGGCUCCAACCGUAAUAGAAGAAUUCGAGGAAACUGGAGAGGAUCAAUGGGGCGGUGUUGCAGUUAUUGAUCCCUCAAGUACUCGAAUGGUUCAGGCUGGGAGCGAUGUGAGUCGUGUACCGGGAAUCCUUGGCAAUGGAUGGGAGUAUUGGCUUGGAGUCAAGACGAUCCCGAAGGCCGUAGGCGAUUCCUCGGUGCCCCAUGGAAUUGUUACAGAGCCUCCGCAAGCAUUUACCCCUCCCUUACAGCAACGAAUCCGAGACUUGAUGGCAGCCGCAACAAGCCCUCGCGCAAUCCAAUUAGGGAUGAAGCCUGUCGUCAUUCUAUUAAAGUCUCAGCAAAGACACAUUGGAAAAGCGACUGUUGCCACUCGUGCGUGCGCUGACAUCGGUCUUCACACCUUCCCUGUUGAUGCCUAUGAUAUCCUGACAGAAGGUGGCGCCAACGGCGGUGAUGUUAAGACGGAGGCAUAUCUCAAAGCGCGCGCCGAACGGGCUUUCCACUGUGGAGCGAACUGCACAGCAUUGCUUAUCAGGCAUAUUGAGGUUCUGACAGCCGAUCGCAUUGUCACUGCUAUGACCGAUAUUGCAAAUGAAGCUAGAGUUAUCAUUGCCACCACCACCGAUGUUGAGCAAAUUCCGGAGGGAAUUCGCAGCAUGUUCACUCACGAGUUCGAGAUGGGUGCACCGGAGGAGAAAGAACGUGAAGGCAUUCUCCGGAAUGUAGUGGCAGAACGUGGCAUCAAACUGGCCGCUGAUGUCGAGCUGGGCACUGUUGCUUUGAAAACUGCAGCGCUGGUAGCAGGAGACCUGGUAGAUGUGGUGGAGCGAGCUGCAGCAGCCAGGACUUCCCGUCUAGAAGCUCUUGCAGAGACUGCCAAUAAGCAGCUCCCUGGAUCUCAGGUUCACGUUCGGGACGUUCUGCUCGCGGGAGGUGAUGGAGCACGAGGUGUUACAAAGGCGGAUUUCGAUGCUGCAGUCGAGGCCGCGCGGAAGAACUUCGCAGACUCCAUUGGUGCCCCAAAGAUCCCCAACGUGAGCUGGGAUGACGUCGGUGGAUUGACCAACGUCAAGGAUGCCUUGGUCGAGACUAUCCAACUGCCCCUUGAGCGACCUGAGCUAUUCGCGAAGGGCAUGAAGAAGCGCAGUGGUAUUCUGUUCUACGGUCCUCCUGGUACCGGAAAGACCCUGCUGGCGAAGGCCAUUGCCACUGAAUUCUCCUUGAACUUCUUUUCUGUGAAGGGUCCUGAAUUGCUUAACAUGUACAUUGGUGAAUCUGAAGCCAACGUGCGUCGUGUCUUCCAGCGAGCCCGCGAUGCCCGACCUUGUGUGGUGUUCUUUGACGAGCUGGACUCGGUUGCGCCGAAGCGUGGUAACCAGGGUGACAGUGGUGGUGUCAUGGACCGCAUUGUCAGUCAGCUGCUCGCUGAGCUAGAUGGAAUGAAUGGUGGCGAGGAGAACAGCGGUGGUGUGUUCGUCAUUGGUGCUACCAAUCGACCUGAUCUGCUCGAUUCUGCUCUUCUUAGACCUGGUCGAUUCGAUAAGAUGCUUUACCUUGGUGUGUCAGAUACACACCGCAAGCAAGCUACCAUCUUAGAGGCACUUACCCGGAAGUUUGCUCUUAACCCAGAGGUGUCACUGGAUCGAGUUUCCGAGCGACUUCCUCUAACCUAUACUGGUGCUGAUUUGUACGCCCUUUGCUCGGAUGCUAUGUUGAAAGCCAUCACUCGAAAGUCUACGGCUGUAGACGAGAAGAUCAAACAGCUUCCUGGCGAACCAGUCACUACCGCAUAUUUCUUUGAUCACCUUGCUACCGCCGAAGAUGUUAGUGUGACCGUGACUGAAGAGGACUUUGUUGCAGCCCAACAGGAGCUUGUUCCUAGUGUUAGUGCCAAGGAACUCGAACACUUUGAACGGAUUCGGCAAACCUUUGAAUCAGUCGAUAAAAAGGACUCAUCGGCCAAAGCUCCCCAGACUAUUGCAGACGCUAUGGAAGCAUUCAACCUAGGAGAAGCCGAGCUUCCCGGUGAGAUUUCCAUCAGCAACGGAGAUGGCUCUUUCCCAGGAAGUAUCCAUGGCCGUAUCAAAGGAUUAAAGCAAUGGCCAGGUGGUAUGGUUCGAAGUGCCAGUGGUCAGUCUACUACAAGUAGCAAAGGCAAAGGGAGGGCCGUGUCUGGGAAAAAGGGCAAGGGACCUCGAACCGGUACAGAGUCUGAUGCUUCCCUUGAAGACGAGGAGGAUAUCCCGGACGGAGUGGUGAAUGAUGAUGAUGAAGAGGACUACAUCGUGCGAACUGAUCAUCUCACAAACUUGAACCCCAUGGAGGAAGUGGAGUAG